AUGGUCAAAUUAACACGGAUAAAAGCCGUUCUUUCCAUAUAUUUAUUGACUAAAAUAACUAUUUCUCAUAGCGAUGAAGAAUUUGGCAUAGAAGGUUCUUAUAUUGAGUCGAAACUGGCUAAAUGUAGACUAGAGGAGGGCGAUAGAGCAUUCCAUUGUACAAGAUUAAGUCUGUUAAAAACACAUAGCAAUACUCCAGAUAAGAUUAAAACAAAUCGCUAUAAACUCAUAUACUAUGCCUGGAUACUUUCUAUGCCAGUUCUAUCCCCAAACACUGUAAUAUACAAUGAUGUGCCACAAGAGGUGGACCAAUCAGAUUUAUACACACACAAUUAUCUCAAGGAACCCAAAUUUACACCCCUGUACUAUAAGCUUAAGUAUAACGAGUAUUAUGAUCAUUUAAGAGAACAUAUUACUGCAGAACUAAGAGCUGAAGAGCCCAAAUCAGGGCUUACACAGAUUAAAGAUAAAGCCAACAAGAUUUUGGGGUUACCUAAAAUUGUAAUUGAGGCAAAGGCAUCGCACACGACAUCAUUUGAUGAAAAGUUUUUAAUGGAGCUGUACGGAAAUGAAACUGAUUCAACUAAUGAGUACUCAAGAUCACUACUGUUGUUUCUGGACUACUACCUUUUCAGGCCUUUAAGGAAAAGAGCAUACUUACUAAAGUUUCUUAACAAAUUUGAGAAGAUGUACAGACUAAGAUUUUAUAUGUAUUGCAAAGUUUUUUCAAAAUUAUUUAGAAGGUACAGGCAUUUUCUCAACAACAGAGAGGUCAUAGUAAAGAUGAUGAAUCUGUCAAAAUAUUUUAGCGUAGCAACGAGUAAAGUUGAACCAUUUAUACCGAUGCCAGUCGAUGGUGAUAAAGAUGAGAAAAUGGAAAUGCACAUACCAUUAUCAGUUAUAACAACAAACAGGGAGUUUUAUAAAGUAGUACAAGAUGUGUUGGCACACUGCCAAGACAACUUAGAGUUGGCGCUGUAUUCUCUAGGAAACUACAUGGAAUCAUUGUAUAAACUAAAAGACCCUAGAAGUAUAGGAACUUUAGGCAGUUUUUACAUUUUAGAGGUGAUGGCAAAAUCUACAGGAUUUAGUCUCCACAAUUUGUUUCCAGAGGGAGAAAGGAAACAAAUACUGGAUUACAAAGAGAGUAUCGUGGUCGAAUCCCAUGUGUCCAAACUAGAUAAAAGCCACCAUCUGGUUCAAAUAGUCAACAAGUUCGCAAUAACAGUGCCCAUUCUGAUAAUAUUUAGUGUGCUGUUAUUCAAGUAUAUCCUCAAAUAUGUAAAGUGA
Theileria orientalis strain Shintoku is the source of this 1290-nucleotide messenger RNA. RefSeq lists its product as hypothetical. The record is from RefSeq and is a predicted model, not a curated record. The transcript has a single exon. Bases 1 to 1290 code for a protein of 429 amino acids. Lineage: Eukaryota; Apicomplexa; Aconoidasida; Piroplasmida; Theileriidae.